Molecule: messenger RNA, 362 nt
Organism: Cygnus olor (mute swan)
Lineage: Eukaryota; Metazoa; Chordata; Aves; Anseriformes; Anatidae
Gene: BOLA2B
Product: bolA family member 2B
Exons: 3
Coding region: 74-343 (89 amino acids)
Biological process (GO): intracellular iron ion homeostasis
Cellular component (GO): cytosol; nucleus
Molecular function (GO): 2 iron, 2 sulfur cluster binding
Source: RefSeq, a predicted model, not a curated record
CCCCCGUGGGCGGGCCCUACCCUCCCGCCGCCUCCUCCCAUUGGCUGCCCGCCGGCCGGGCCUUUCCGGGGCCAUGGCGGAGCCGGAGCUGAGCGCGGAGGCGCUGCGGGAGCGGCUGCGGCGGGAGCUGGGAGCAGAGCACGUGGAGGUGGAGGACACCACGGCCGCCCGCUGUGCCGCCAGCUUCCGCGUCCUGGUGGUGGCGGCCGCCUUCCGCGGCAAGGGGCUGCUGCAGCGGCACCGGCUGGUGAACGAGGUGCUGGCAGCGGAGCUGGGCCGCAUCCACGCGCUGGAGCAGCGCACGCUCACCCCUGAGCAGUGGGCGGCCGAGGGGGGGCAAUAAAAGGAGCCCCUCCCCCACA